Molecule: messenger RNA, 2215 nt
Organism: Anolis sagrei ordinatus
Lineage: Eukaryota; Metazoa; Chordata; Lepidosauria; Squamata; Anolidae
Gene: IDH1
Product: isocitrate dehydrogenase (NADP(+)) 1
Biological process (GO): isocitrate metabolic process; NADP+ metabolic process
Cellular component (GO): peroxisome; cytosol; mitochondrion
Molecular function (GO): magnesium ion binding; NAD binding; isocitrate dehydrogenase (NADP+) activity
Source: RefSeq, a predicted model, not a curated record
GCAUUGGCGAGCAGCCCUCCGCCCUUCCUCCUCCAUUGGGCCGGCCAAGGGCUUGUCAUCCAGAGACAGAGGAGGAGGAGAAAGGAAGAAAGAGGCGGGUCCCCCUCUGCCCUCCUUUCAGCCUCUGCAGACGGUGCUACGCCCAAAAAGGAACACAGCCUGGCACAGACACAGACAGAGACACACAGAGGGGGCCAUUGGACUGAGCUGUCACUUUGGAGAGAGACCUUCAAGGAUCUGUAUCCCCAGGCAGAGAGGUCACAAUGUCUAAAAAAAUCAAUGGAGGCUCCGUGGUGGAGAUGCAGGGGGAUGAAAUGACGCGUAUAAUAUGGGAGCUGAUCAAGGAAAAGCUGAUCUUUCCCUAUGUUGAUCUGGAUCUUCACAGCUAUGAUUUGGGCAUAGAGCAUCGUGAUGCAACCGAUGACAAAGUCACUGUAGAAGCUGCAGAAGCGAUAAAGAAGUACAAUGUUGGGAUCAAGUGUGCCACAAUCACUCCUGAUGAGAAAAGGGUAGAAGAAUUCAAGCUGAAGCAGAUGUGGAAAUCUCCUAAUGGAACAAUCCGAAACAUUUUGGGGGGCACAGUCUUCAGAGAAGCCAUAAUUUGCAAAAACAUUCCCCGCUUAGUAUCUGGGUGGACAAAACCCAUCAUCAUUGGCCGUCAUGCUUAUGGAGAUCAAUACAGAGCUACAGACUUUGUUGUUCCUGGCCCUGGAAAGGUAGAGAUGAUCUAUACGCCAAAGGAUGGCAGCAAACCUGUAACCUAUUUGGUCCAUAACUUUGAAAGCUGUGGAGGAGUGGCUUUAGGGAUGUACAACCUUGACCAAUCCAUCAAGGACUUUGCCCAUAGUUCUUUCCAGAUGGCAUUGUCUAAAGCCUGGCCUCUUUACAUGAGCACCAAAAAUACCAUUUUGAAGAAAUACGAUGGUCGUUUUAAGGACAUCUUUCAGGAGAUCUAUGAGAAGCAAUACAAGUCACAGUUUGAAGCCAAAAACAUUUGGUACGAGCAUCGGCUGAUUGAUGACAUGGUGGCUCAAGCCCUAAAAUCUGAGGGAGGUUUUAUCUGGGCCUGCAAAAACUAUGAUGGUGAUGUACAGUCUGAUUCAGUCGCACAAGGUUAUGGCUCCUUGGGAAUGAUGACCAGCGUCCUGAUCUGCCCAGAUGGCAAAACAGUUGAAGCUGAAGCUGCUCAUGGCACAGUGACCCGCCAUUAUCGCAUGCACCAGAAAGGACAAGAAACCUCUACUAACCCCAUUGCGUCCAUUUUUGCCUGGACUAGAGGUCUGGCUCACAGAGCAAAGUUGGAUAACAAUAAGGAGCUCAAGAAUUUUGCCACUACCUUGGAAGAAGUCUGUGUAGAGACCAUUGAAGCUGGCUUUAUGACUAAGGAUCUGUCUGCCUGCAUCAAAGGGCUACCAAAUGUGAAGCGCUCAGACUUCCUGAACACAUUUGAGUUCUUGGAUAAACUUGCAGAGAACCUGAAGGCAAAGCUUUCUUCUCAGCCAAAACUUUAAGAACAAGCCUUGGGAAUUGCCCUGGACAGAAGAUUUGUCUGCCCUGCACUUCACAAUAUCUGAAGAAACCAAUCUAAAUUAGAAAUCAUCCUCUAGGGUUGUUUUUUUUAGUGAUGACGCACCCAGGCAAGCUCAAUGGCUGCCUUUAUGAAUUAUGCCCUCAUCAAGAUCCGUCCUCCCCUCAAGUGAUAAGCACUGGCAGAGUGCUGGAGAGCAAACCUGUUUUAAGUAACAGAGCAGGUUUUGCUCUCUAGCUGGUCAUAUUCCCCCCACUGGAGUGUGCAAGCAAUGCAGAAGUCUGACAAAUCACUUCAUGAGUUAAGUGCAAAACUACAACAUGCAUGGCAAGUUUUAAGAGGAUUUUACUUAGCAGUGGGGGGAAAUAAAUUUUUAAGUUUUUCACCAGAAGCACUACACUGCUCCAGUGGCAGAGGCAGUCUCUCCUUCCUUGUGUCCAAUUCCUGGUCUGAAGUAGAGGAAUGGUUGUCACGCCUUAACUACAGAUACCUGAAGAGUAGGGAUGGUGGCCAGGCACAUUUUGUAAAGGUGAAAUUCCAUAUAAUGUCUUUUGUCAACUGUUUUUAAUAUUCUUUUAUUCUGUUUCUCAGAUAUUAAGUACCGUUCCAUCCAUGACUCCGGGCUUUUUGCUUUUAAGGAGUAUUUUUUAAGAAGUGUGUCUCGUUUAAAUAAACCAGUAACAUCCA